This is a messenger RNA of Tauraco erythrolophus (red-crested turaco), 762 nucleotides long. The record is from RefSeq and is a predicted model, not a curated record. NCBI's taxonomy places the organism in Eukaryota, Metazoa, Chordata, Aves, Musophagiformes, Musophagidae.
AUGACGUCGUGCUCAGUGGUGAAAGCUCAGAGACAGAAGGAGGAAGCGAGGACAUUUGAGGCUACAGCAUCUUGCACUUCAGCAUUAUUGCUUAUCCGUAUGUUUUACAAGAAAUUUUUACAGUAUUCUUUAAAAGAAAGGUUUGAGGAUGUUUUAGAAGAUGGAAUUCCACUCACCUUCUUUUUUGACAUCCUGCUGAUGCUUAGUUCUAUGGAAGGAAUGAAAGAAAUUGAAGAAAGCAGAUUACCAUAUGCCUUUUUAGAGCAUACUUGGAAACAGUGUGGCCAUCAGGACUAGGGAGGUGAUCAUCUUCCUGUCCUCAGCACUGAUGAGGCUGCACCUCAACUACUGUUCAGUUUUGGGCCCCUCACUACAAGAAAGACAUUGAUGCUGGAGCGUGUCACAAGAAGAACAAUGAGGCUGAUGAAAGGUCACAAGUCUUAUGAGGAGCGGCUUAGGGAACUGGGAUUGUUUAGGCUAGAGAAAAGGAGGCUGAAGGGAGACCUUAUCACUCUCUGCAACUGCCUGAAAGGAAAUUGUAGUGAGGUGGGUGUUGGCGUUUUUUCCCAAGUGACAAGCGAUAGGACAAGAGGAAAUGGCCUCAAGUUGCACCAGGGGAGGUUUAGAUUGGAUAUUAGGAAAACUUUCUUCACCAAAAGGGUUGUCAAGUAUUGGAACAGACUGCCCAGGGAAGUGGUUGAGUUACAAUCCCUGGAGAUAUUUAAAAGAUGUGUAGAUGCGGUGCUUAAGGACAUGGUUUAG